AGGAGGCACCCGGUAGUUCUGUGCGCUGAUUUUCGCUGAAAUUAUGACACUUUGGGCCGGUAUCGGCUGGAGUUGCCCAACUGUUCAAGUGCAUCGUCUUUAAUUCACUCGAUAUCCGUCGGUUUCCAGGUGAGCAUGUGCGUACUUUCGCGAGCGCCGCCACCGGGAGGAGAGGAGACGCGCGCGGCUGGGAUGUGACUCUGCCUCGGGUCGCUUAUGGAAUAUAGCCCGGUGUGUCACAGCUGGUCCGCGAAGAAGAAGACAGUCCUCCUCGGCGUCAUGUUUCUAAUCUGGCUCUACAUGUUCUACUCGUGCGUGGGCUCCUGCGCCACGCUGCCAACUCUCGCGGCGGACCUCCGCACCAGAGACACCGGAGGCUCGGCGUCCGGCAAGAGGACCGACGUGACGGACCUGAUGUCCCGGCUGAUGGCGAAGACGCAGCCUUGGGAGGAUGUCGAUUACGAGGAGCCAGUCCGGACCGCAUCGUCCAGGGACCUGCUGAACAACGAAGUGGAGGCAGAGAGAAGCGAUGACUGGGACGAUGGCAGAGCGGAGGUCCGAGCACCGGAGCCCAGCGCCAUGUCCAGCUUCUCCAACGGCUCCGGGAGCAAGAAGCUGCCGCAGGCGAUCAUCAUCGGGGUGAAGAAGGGAGGCACCCGGGCGCUGCUGGAGUUCCUGCGGGUUCACCCGGACAUCAGAGCCGUGGGGGCCGAGCCGCACUUCUUCGACCGCAACUAUGAUAACGGGUUGGACUGGUACAGAGACUUGAUGCCCAAGACACUGGAGGGCCAGAUCACCAUGGAGAAAACUCCCAGCUACUUUGUGACCAAAGAGGCUCCAGCGCGGAUCUCAGCAAUGUCUCGCGACACCAAGUUGAUCGUGGUGGUGAGGGACCCGGUCACCAGAGCCAUCUCAGACUACACACAGACUCUGUCCAAGAAGCCCGACAUCCCGUCAUUUGAGAGCCUCACCUUCAAAAACAGGACUACGGGUCUCAUCGACACGUCUUGGAGCGCCAUCCAGAUUGGCAUCUACGCCAAGCACCUGGACAACUGGCUGCAGUACUUCCCCAUGGAGCAGAUUCUGUUCGUCAGCGGAGAACGGCUGAUCAGCGACCCGGCUGGGGAACUCGGCCGAGUACAGGACUUCUUGGGCCUGAAGCGGAUCAUUACUGACAAACACUUUUACUUCAAUCAAACCAAGGGAUUCCCCUGCCUCAAGAAGGCGGAGGGCAGCAGCAAGCCACACUGUUUGGGCAAAACUAAAGGCCGUACCCAUCCCAACAUCGACCCAGAGGUGGUCCAGAGACUACGGGACUUUUAUAGACCCUUCAAUAUGAAGUUCUAUCAGAUGACUGGACAUCAUUUUGGUUGGGAUUGAUAAUAGCUGUGGACAUUUUUUUUUUCAUUUCACAUUUUCCAAAAAAAGAAAAAAAAAAAGAAUUAUUUUUUAAUGUAAUUCAGCAAGAUGUGGAAAUAUUCCUCUAUAUAUAUGUAAAAUGUACAGAAAUCUAUUUUAUAAUAAUUUAUUUUUAUUUCUAAGUAAUUAAUUCACUAAGCUGCCUAACCAUAUUUGUAUGUCUGACACACAUGUUGCUUUGGUUUUGACAUUCCUCGUGGCUUCCCCUGUGCAGCCCUGUUAACUCAGCAUUGAAACUAGUGGUAUUGCAGAUGAAAUCAAAGUGAAAUUCACUAUAAUACGGGUACAGACUGCGCACAGAGAAGCAAAGACUCAUCCAAUCACUGUGCUGUAUGAUUUCCAAUCAUUAUGUUCCGCUCAUUUACCCGUCAAACCACUGCAUUUGGUUGCAAUGUCCACUUUGUGACAAUGUAGGGAUAUUGAAUGAUGGUACAUUUCUAAACAAGCUGAUAUUACUAUAGAUUUUUAGACAUUUAAGUGCUCAAAUUUGGUGUGACAAGAUUGGACAUGGCGAAUGGAGAGAAAAACAACUAGCCGAAAAAAAAAGAAAAA
Synchiropus splendidus (mandarinfish) is the source of this 1971-nucleotide messenger RNA. RefSeq names its product heparan sulfate (glucosamine) 3-O-sulfotransferase 3B1b (gene hs3st3b1b). The transcript has 2 exons. The record is from RefSeq and is a predicted model, not a curated record. NCBI's taxonomy places the organism in Eukaryota, Metazoa, Chordata, Actinopteri, Syngnathiformes, Callionymidae. Gene Ontology annotation, molecular function: [heparan sulfate]-glucosamine 3-sulfotransferase activity. Bases 217 to 1380 code for a protein of 387 amino acids.